This is a messenger RNA of Talaromyces amestolkiae, 3669 nucleotides long. RefSeq lists its product as uncharacterized. Bases 1 to 3669 code for a protein of 1222 amino acids. Gene Ontology annotation, cellular component: nucleus. Lineage: Eukaryota; Fungi; Ascomycota; Eurotiomycetes; Eurotiales; Trichocomaceae. The transcript has a single exon. Gene Ontology annotation, molecular function: RNA binding; poly(A) RNA polymerase activity. The record is from RefSeq and is a predicted model, not a curated record.
AUGGCGUCGACUCAAGGUUCUCCGGAUCUAUCGCUAGGUUCAUUUGAUACAGCACUGUGUAUUGUACCUCCUACCCAUCUUACUCAUGACAUCAAUCGACUGCGAGCUUUGUACGACAAGGCUUACGAGAAAUGGCCACCACAUGUUAAUCUCAUAUACCCUUUCAUCAACCCCGAAGCCUUACCUCAUGUUGUUGAAUUAAUUCGCUCAAGAUUUGUCCAGAACAAAGUUGAACCAUUUCGGUUCACUUUGGACAAGGCGGGUUUCUUCACACACAAACAUCACCGCACAAUUUAUACAACAAGUAGUGGCAAUGGCCGGAAAGAGGUCGAAAAUAUUCGCAGGAGCGUUCUUUCUACUCUUGGUCAAUUAGAUACUCAUUUCCAGCCACAUUUGACUAUUGGACAGAGUGAAGCGAAUGUCGAAUCGGACCUCGACUUCCUCAUGUCCAAAGUUGACCUUCUCCCUCCAGUAGAAUGGGAAGUAUCCGAAGUCGUUAUCUCGAUACGCGAAAAGGCAGCCACUUUCAGUUCAACAUUCAAUCAAUUAAGAGUUUGGGGCAAGCUCGACCUCUCUAGCGAAUAUGCACUGAACUACCCGAGCGCAACGCCUUUGUCCAACAACAUUACAACCUUGUCGGACUCUACUCGACUGGAGAGUACAUUUCAUUUUGAUUCUACGAACUGGGAUAAACGAGAGGCACCUUGGAAGCGCACCCAGUCGAUCGGCACCUCUAGUGAAGCGAAACAUACUCAGUUAUCACUAAGCAUCUCGUCGUAUAACGUUCUGGCUGAUGCUGCUCACCCUCUCUCAACCGAACGCUAUCCUGUCCUACUAGAGAACCUACUGCAGAGUUCAAGUAUUGCCGAUAUUCUGGUAUUACAAGAAGUAUCCGAUAGCUUCCUCACGUUCCUGUUGCACGAUGAGAAUAUACGAUCCCAAUAUCCUUUCAGCAGUCACGGCCCACCUGACCAACGCGAUAUUGGCCCUCUACCAAGCCUACGCAACAUUGUUGUUUUGAGUCGUUGGAAUUUCCGAUGGGAAUGGCUCAAUUUUGAGAAGCCACACAAAGGGAGUGUAGUGCUCCAAUUAGAAGACAUAGGAGUAUUUCGUCGCAGCGAAUUUGUUCCUCUAAUUGUGGCCGGAGUUCAUCUUACUUGUGGGCUCACUGACGCAUCUAUCGUUGCAAAGCAUGCUCAAGUCCGAACUGUCAUCGAGCAUUUACAGACCAGAUACCCCGAUAGUAAUUGGAUCAUUGCAGGUGAUUUCAACAUACCCUCUUCAUCGUACACAAUCAAUGCUGCUCUGAAAAGGAACUCAAUCACAGCAAGAGGUGCUGCAACCCUAUCAUCCUUGGACAUCCUUUUCGCAGAGUCGAAACUCGUCGAUUGUUACUUUGGAAGCCGGGCCACGGGCUCGAAUUCGGUAGACUACAGCACAAACUACAAGGAAAAUUUGCGCACUGUGUAUGAGGGAGAAGAGGGCGCAACGUACGACCCUAUCGCAAACAGCCUUGCUGCCGGGAAUUCAGGGAAAAGCUACCACUGUCGACCACAAAGGUACGAUCGUGUUUAUACAAAAGGCGAAGAGUUCCGAGUUACUGGAUUCAAUCUGUUUGGUUUGCCUAGUGAAGAGACAGAAGGGCGUCUAGGAAGUGAUCACUGGGGUGUUCGGGCAACAUUGGAUUUGAAUGAUGCCCCGACAACGGGCGCCAUUGGUAAGCACAAUGUUGUCAUGUUUUUCAAGAGGGCAACACAACAUAUCACCAGCGACACAUUAUUCAAUACUACACUCCACGACUUGAAUAUGUUCCCUUCAGAGGAAGAGUUCGCUCAUCGCCAGCAGAUGUUCGAAUUAGUGAAAAGCGCAAUACAACAGCGGAACCUUGGUACCUCAGUUGAAACAAGACUUAACAUUUCUUUUGUUGUGGUACCCGUUGGUUCAUACGGAUUGGGUGUAUGGGAUACUUCCUCGGAUAUAGAUUGUCUUGUCAUCGGGACUAUAAGCCCGAAGAUCUUUAUAGCUCUAAUGAUUCAGAAGCUGCGGCGUCCGGAGUGGCAGGAGAUUCAUAUCCUUAGAAAAGUUAAAGCUGCAUCUGGCACAAUGCUGGAAAUUCAAGCCGGUGGUGUUCGCUUCGAUUUACAAUACUGCGCGGCGACUAGUGCUGCAGAGAGGUAUGUUUUGCAAAUCGCUACUGGUGACAUGAUUGACGCUGAUCUCAUUAGUUGGCCAUCGGCCUUAAACUUACCUUCAUCUGAUUCGAUCUUUGAUCUACCUAUGCAGUCUUUGCUCAAGCUGAAUUCCAUUCGAGAUUCUGAGUAUCUUCAACGUACAAUCCCUGACCUUGGCACUUUCCGCAAGGCGUACCGUUUUAUUAAAGCCUGGGCAAGAUGUCGUGGAAUCUAUUCGUCGAAACUCGGCUAUUUGGGCGGUAUUCACAUCACUCUGCUUCUUGCUCGCGUUUGCAAGCUACUCUUUGGUGCAGCUGGUGCGGCUUCCGUCUCAGAUAUUCUCAGUACCUUUUUCUCUUACUAUGCCAACUUUGAUUGGAAGAAUGACAUGAUAUACGACACGACAUUCUACACAGCCAGGCCCGGAUACCAUCGGUCAUACAGAGAGCCCAUGGUUAUUCUAAGUAUUCAUCCACCCAAAGUUAAUGUUGCCCAUGCAUCGACCAUGCUCUCGCUUAAAACUCUCGAGCAGGAAUUCAAACGGGCAGCUCGUUUGAUUUCCGACACAAGUAGCACCUGGAAAGAUAUUACGGACCCAAUGAGCAUUAUUCAAUUUUUUGAGGGCUAUCACAGCUAUAUCAAGGUAGACGUCCAUUACUGGGCAAAGGCUGCGGCAAAAGGACGGGCUUUAUUUGGCUGGUUAGAGUUCCGGUGUGUCUCCCUUCUUGUCGACAUCAAUCGAGGGUUUCCUGAUAUUCACGCUCGGAUUUGGCCGGCUCGUUUUACUGAAAUGGAGGAGGACGUUCUUGAAGGGAUGGAGGAAUACCAAGGUUGUUUGCUCAUUGGUUUGUCAAGGAGCGAAAAACCUUCGACGAAAUCUCUAAAUGAGUCAGAUCGCCAAUCUGCACAAAUUUCAAUCAGUUCCCUACUCAAGGAAUUUGCUGAAAAAAUUCGAGCCGACGAAACCUAUUUCGACAAAUCCUGUUCAUGGGUUGAUAUCUCACUUGCCAAAUCAACCGACCUCCAAAAUCUGCGCCUUGACACGUCGGACUGGUCACGUACCACUGGAGAACAAGUGGAAGAUUUCGAAUCUGAUGACGGUUUCGAACAAGAUCAUGACGAUUCUGUGACCUUCCAGACCGCCGGAGAUACUGAAUCAAUGGAGCAGUGGAUUCGACCAGCACGAUCUUCACGUCCUCCUCCGGCGGUACAAAUACUGGGAGGACCUAGACUCCGUCCAGCAGGUGAUGUGCUCAAUCGGCUCAGAUGGGAUGCAUCAUUCGAUUCGUCCGACUACCUAGUCGGAUAUGUCGACCGCUUCGUCGGCGAAAAAGAGAUGCCUAUUGAUCGCUGGAAGUCUGAACAAACCCACGAAGAGUUCAUUCCGAUGCAUCGGGUCUCGUAUUUCAAGCGGAAAAGUGAUGGGGAGCGUGUCUGGGACCGGGAGAAGAGGGUUGAUCUUAUUUUCAAUACCGGUGCAACUAACAGCGGUGUAUAA